Messenger RNA from Echinococcus granulosus, 216 nucleotides. RefSeq lists its product as hypothetical. The coding region runs from base 1 to 216 and encodes 71 amino acids. The transcript has 2 exons. NCBI's taxonomy places the organism in Eukaryota, Metazoa, Platyhelminthes, Cestoda, Cyclophyllidea, Taeniidae. The record is from RefSeq and is a predicted model, not a curated record.
AUGAGGAGAUCCACUCGCUCAUUUGCCAGAACUAGAGCCAAACUGCAGCGAGUCAGUGACAUCCAAAUAGUGGAGAAGAACGCUGAACGAAUCAUAAUCUCUUGGCGAGCACCAGUCUCGGCCGAUGCUCCCAUCUUUGUUGCCAUCUCCUGUCUCAAUUGUCAAAAGGAUGAAGCCGUUUAUGUGCCUGGAGAUGUUCUUACUGGCAAUCGGUGA